Messenger RNA from Megalobrama amblycephala (Wuchang bream), 524 nucleotides. It is a transcript of the gene rpl37a, whose product is annotated as ribosomal protein L37a. The transcript is spliced from 4 exons. The record is from RefSeq and is a predicted model, not a curated record. Gene Ontology annotation, biological process: translation. Bases 146 to 424 code for a protein of 92 amino acids. Gene Ontology annotation, cellular component: ribosome. Gene Ontology annotation, molecular function: structural constituent of ribosome. NCBI's taxonomy places the organism in Eukaryota, Metazoa, Chordata, Actinopteri, Cypriniformes, Xenocyprididae.
ACAGUUUUCACUCAUUAUUGCACAUUAUAAUAUCUGCGGGCUGCAGUUGGUCCUCCGGUAUCCCACAAUGCGUCACUUUCAGCGCUGGUAAAUCGCGCAUGCGCCGUUGUUCGGCCUCUUUUGGAUCCGCACCUCUUCUGCUAAAAUGGCCAAGCGCACCAAGAAGGUGGGAAUUGUGGGGAAGUACGGCACCCGUUACGGUGCGUCCCUCAGGAAGAUGGUGAAGAAGAUUGAGAUCAGCCAACAUGCCAAAUACACCUGCUCCUUCUGCGGCAAGACUAAGAUGAAGAGGAGGGCUGUUGGUAUCUGGCAUUGUGGGUCCUGCAUGAAAACUGUCGCUGGAGGCGCGUGGACAUACAACACAACGUCAGCCGUCACAGUGAAGUCCGCCAUCAAGAGGCUGAAGGAGCUCAAGGACCAGUAGACUGGACUGUGGUUUUGUACAGAUCUUCAUUUCGUCUCGGACUGUAUUUUUCUGUGUGGCUCGUUGGAACAUCCCACAAUAAACCUGAGUCUGAGCGGGA